CUAAUCCAAUCCCAAACAGUUGGGCCUCGGGGCCUGCUGGGUUAGGCGGCAGGGUACGACGACCCACCCGGUGAGUUUGACCCCUCGUCGGUUCGUCGGUGGCCAACCGAGCAGCCGAGCAGGAGCGCUAGCAUGCGGCGCCGUAUAUAUACAGGCGCCCACGCGCGGUGGCGGAGAGGCGGUAUGAGCCGAAGAAGGACGGGUCCGGGGGGUCGCGGAAGGAGCAAUGGCGGAAUCAAGCGGCUCCGGUUCCGUGUCGGUGGACGUCGAGCGGAUCUCCUUCGGCGGCAAGGAUCAUCUUGUGAGGACGAGAUGUGGUUCUGUAACCGUUGCCGUGUACGGAGACGAGGACAAGCCAGCGCUUAUAACGUACCCGGAUGUAGCUCUGAACUACCUGUCCUGUUUCCAAGCAUUUUUCUUCUGCCCGGAAGUGGCGUCUUUGCUGCUACACAACUUCUGUGUCUACCACAUCAAUCCCCAGGGACACGAGAUGGGAGCAGCUCCAAUGUCGUCAGAUGUGCCGGUGCCAUCUGUUGAUGAUCUCGCUGAUCAAGUCGCAGAUGUGCUUGAUUUCUUCAGUUUAGGAUCUGUGAUGUGCCUUGGUGUCACCGCUGGUGCGUAUGUUCUCACUCUCUUUGCGACGAAAUACCGGGAGAGGGUAAUAGGAUUGAUGCUGGUUUCCCCUCUGUGCAAGUCCCCGUCGUGGAGCGAGUGGCUGUAUAAUAAAGUGUUAUUAAAUUUGCUUUAUUACUACGGGAAUCAAGGCCUGGUCAAGGAGUGCUUGCUUCAACGGUACUUUAGCAAGAAGCUGCGUGGGGAUGCACAGUGUCCUGAAUCCGACAUAGUGCGAGCCAGUAGAAGUUUACUUGAUGACAAGCAGGGCGAAAAUAUCUGGCGGUUUCUUCACUCAAUAAACGAGAGGCAUGACUUAACAGAUUCGUUAAAGAAGCUGCAAUGCCGCACGCUGAUCUUCGUCGGGGAGAGCUCACAGUUCCACGAGGAUGCUAUCCACAUGGCCACAAAACUGGACCGCAGAUACUGCGCGUUAGUUGAGGUGCAGGACUGUGGCUCCCUUGUGACCGAGGAGCAGCCCCACGCGAUGGUGAUGCCAAUGGAGUACUUCCUCAUGGGAUACGGGCUCUACAGGCCGUAUCAGCUAAGCAGCAGCCCUCGCAGUCCACUGAGCCCAUGCUGUAUAUCGCCUGAGCUGCUGUCUCCUGAGAGUAUGGGUGUGAAGCUGAAGCCGAUAAAGACCCGGGUUGGUAUCAGUUUGUAGCACUGGCAAGCAAGCCUUUUGAACCAGAAUGAAAGGCAGGCUACCUGUCUUAGAAUCCUCUUGCAGUUGUAUAACAUGGCAAAUGGCCAUUCCUGUUGGAGAUAACCUAUAUAUCAUGUACAUCACAAAAAAAAGGGUAUAAGAGGGACCCUGUAGUGGAGGUAACGGGUAACCAGGAUGUGUCUUUGUUCAAUUAGUUUGUGUAGUCGCCGGCUUUCAGCACAAAUGUAAAUCUCAAAGUACUUUGACAGGAACAAUAAGAAUCCAUCUCCAGGGUUUCAG
Zea mays is the source of this 1558-nucleotide messenger RNA. Its product is annotated as pollen-specific protein SF21. The record is from RefSeq and is marked validated. The coding region runs from base 227 to 1276 and encodes 349 amino acids. Lineage: Eukaryota; Viridiplantae; Streptophyta; Magnoliopsida; Poales; Poaceae. The transcript has 11 exons.